Messenger RNA from Mytilus trossulus (common blue mussel), 417 nucleotides. RefSeq names its product E-selectin-like. The record is from RefSeq and is a predicted model, not a curated record. Lineage: Eukaryota; Metazoa; Mollusca; Bivalvia; Mytilida; Mytilidae. The transcript has 4 exons. Bases 49 to 417 code for a protein of 122 amino acids.
UUUCAGCCGAAGUAAAUCAUGAAAAAAGGUUGAUGACGUCACGAUCACAUGACAGAUUCAUGUCUAAGCGCUAAAUUACAAAACACUGGGAAAUGUAGAGAACAUAACUCAGUCUUAGCGUUGAUUCAGUCUCAGGACGUCAGUGAUUGGAUAGACAAUAAACUAAAAGGACAUGAUGUCAUAUAUUACGUCGGGGCUUCAGAUGAGUUUGUAGAGGGAACAUGGGAGUGGGCUUUUAGCGGGGAACCAGUCACAAUUUCUAAUUGGGCACCAGGACAUGAAACUGAUAAGGAUGAUGAUUGUCUGGCAAUUUAUAACAAGGAUCCAAACGUGAACGGCACGUGGUAUGACGUUAAAUGUACCUUGCAAUAUAACUUCAUUUGUCAACAAAGUGCUUCUGUGCCAGUUGUUGGAUAA